Molecule: messenger RNA, 1725 nt
Organism: Punctularia strigosozonata HHB-11173 SS5
Lineage: Eukaryota; Fungi; Basidiomycota; Agaricomycetes; Corticiales; Punctulariaceae
Exons: 2
Coding region: 682-1725 (347 amino acids)
Source: RefSeq, a predicted model, not a curated record
AAGUUUCUCCGGAUAUGUUCGCCACGGGCAGCAGGCAUUCCUACUCCUCGCCCUCUGUCGAGAUGGAGAAGGGACACCAUAGAAUGUACCCGCCGGAAACGCCGACCCGACCUCGCAAGUCGGGCUUGGUGGUGAAGACCAAGUCAGAGGAGGCCGCCGCGGCGGCGAUGGCCAGCUUGCCGCCACGUCCAGGACCGCGAAGGCGAACCCAGAAGAUGGUCUACGAGCAACGCCUGACCCUACUGGUGUUUCUUCUGGCGACUGCCAGCAUCAGCUCGUUUUGUGCAGCAUGGUACCUCUACACCUCCAGCGCAAGGGCAUUAUUCAUUCAAUGACCCCUUUCCUUCGCUCGAACAAGACGAAGACCUGUCUCGACGGAUCUUCGACGGCGAGAGGUUCCUUACGUACCUACCGCACAGUGGCUUGCACAACCAACGCAUAGCCCUCGAAAACGCGCUCGUGUUGGCGCAAAUCCUGAAUCGCACUCUGCUUAUACCUCCUGCGCGUCUUGGCUCCAAGCCGCUACGUUACUUGCCGUAUUCCAAACUUCUGCGUUCCCUUUUGCAUGCCACCAAGGACGGUCUCUUGCAUUGCUCUAAGGUGCCGGAUGGCAUCAUAAUACCCCCGGAGUGCGAAGGAUAUUCCGACUGGACCGAGAUCCCGUGGCAUUGGAUCGUCGACAUGGACAGCAUACGAUACCAAGUCCGCGUUUCCUCAUUGCGAGAGACGUCCGACCUUGUGGUGGGCGACAACCUCGAGGCUCUCCUCCGCGAUUCGAGACUUGGGGACGCUAUAACCUUCGAAGAUACCUCUGCAUAUCACUACCGCAUCGUUGACUUCAUCCCUUCAGGAAAGGAUCUCAGCUCAGGGCACAAAUACCAACAGUGUAUGCCCAUUGCCUCCCUCCAACAAUACCCGGAAGCCAUCAUGCGCUUUGGAUCUUUGUUCGGCUCCUCGCGUCUUUGGCUCCGUGACUCUCGUCAUCGGGAUAUACGAACGCGAAUCCGGAGGGCGAUGACCUUUACCAACCCUCUCCUAAACGACAUAUCCAGUUCCAUUGCUAGUAUCUUGACAGAAGACACCCGUUUUCUGGGCGCGCACGUUCGCGUCGGGGAUGGCGAAUUCAAGGAGAAGGCACAACGCAAUGUUCGUCAUGUAUGGCAAUCGCUCGUUCAAGACAUCGCACUACUCGAGCAGGAGGUGGUCAAAGAGCUGGAUGAGCUGGUUUGGAACUUCCACGAUCAGUCGCGGCAGCCAUUGAGUGGCCAUCGAUGGGACGAACGGAGGGACAACGUUCGCUGUCGACGCCCAUCGCACCGAGAUCCCCGACUUCAAGCACUCAAUACACCGCUGUUCAUCGCCACGGAUGUCGCGAACCCCUCGUCUUCCCCGUUCAUUGAACCCGUGCUUCGCACCUUCCCUUGUACAUUCUUUCUCUCAGACUUCCUUACCACCUCCGGCAUCCCCGAAACCUCCGAUGCUGCAUCACCAUUCGAGGUUGCUACGACACAUCCCGAACUUUCCGCUCUUGCCUCUCGACUGCGCAUAUUGCGUAAUCCGAGAGAUAACCUCCUGCUUCUCCCUUUCCUAAUUCCCCUCAUCGACGCGUUUGUCAUUUCCAGGGCGAAUGGAGUGGUCGGCACACCUGGCAGCACUUUCAGUGCGUACGUAGAAGAUGUCCUGUGGAGAGUUCAGCAAGGACUUAGUAUCGCCGAGAGGGGCUGA